AUCACAAGGCAAUUGCCAAGUGGACAAGAUAAAAAGCCGAAUGAGAUAUGCUUAUCUUUCACAUUCGAAACUGUAACCACCUUCAUUGCUUUGCACUUUUCGCAGCAACCAUUAAUGGAGAAAUUAAUAACAUAAGACUUUAAAAGGGUUAUGGGCGAAACUGCAGCAAGUUCUUUUGCUUCAUGCCAGCAACAUUUGCUAGCUGGUCAAUAUAGCAGUGGGAAAUGGAAAGCAAAGCUAAAGAUUCAAGAUUGGCAAUGCCAUUUCUUAGCGGCUGAACCAAAAUCAAAGAAACCAUUAUUGUUCAAGAUCAAGAAUCAGAUGGCAACUAAUCCUGCCACUUACUCUUCAAGAAUCUCUACUGAUAUUCCAAUCUAUGAGUCUCCUGGGGCUUCUUUCGAUAGAUAUUUGGAGGAUAAGCCCAGAGUUUUCAAGGCAAUGUUUCCUGACAAAAGGAGGAGUGAACAACUCAAUAAGGAAGAAUGGAGAAUCCAGAUGUUGCCCAUUAAUUUCUUAUUCCUUACCGUCUGGCCAGUAGUAGACAUGAGGUUGAAGUGUAAAUCAGGAGGGAAAGAUUACCCGCCGGAAGUUCCAAGAAAUAUUACAAAGGUUCUUGAGCUUGAAAUUACAAGAUGGCAACUUCAAGGGCUUGAUAAUGUUCUUGAGCCAUCUCAUUUUUCCCUUGGAGUAGAAGGGUUGUUAUAUGCUGAUAGACUAGGAGCGCGAACCAGGCUCAAAGGUCAACUGGAGAUGAAUAUAAGCUUUGUUCUUCCUCCUGUGCUUGCUUUGGUUCCGGAAGAUGUUCGCAAGAAUGUAGCGGAGUCAAACAGGUGUUAACGAGAUUGGUGCAGAACAUGAAGUAUAAAGUUAAUGGGAGCUUGCUUGCUGAUUAUAGUGAGUUCAAAAGGGAAAGGCCUAAGAAUCCGGGGUAGAAUUAUUUGAGCAGGUGACUUCUAUCUUAAGGUUGAUUACAGAAGUGAAAGCUGGUGGAGAUAAUGCGUAGUGACAUAGUGAAGCAAGGCGGAGAGAAACAAGAAGAUGUGGAGGACAUUAGAUCAGAAACAGAGAGGUGUUGAACUCAAAUGCAUUCGUCCAUUGUUUUGACAAACUUAGAAUGAACAAACUCUGGGUAGACUUGUAGAGCUGAUGAGAAAAUAAUUGAAACUGCAAGUGUAUGAUAAUGUCUUGAAAAUUUUUUGGAUAUGAAUUUGCUUCUUUGUUAUACACAAAUAGAAAAUGUGUGGUUUGGACCUCAA
Molecule: messenger RNA, 1256 nt
Organism: Ricinus communis (castor bean)
Lineage: Eukaryota; Viridiplantae; Streptophyta; Magnoliopsida; Malpighiales; Euphorbiaceae
Exons: 5
Coding region: 151-837 (228 amino acids)
Source: RefSeq, a predicted model, not a curated record